GGCGCCCGUCGACCGCUCCCCCGUCUGUCCUUGACGCCCUGCGGGUUUCGCCCCAGAUUUUACCCCCGUCGAUUCUCAAUGACUGGUAAUGGCGUUCAACUUCAACUGGUCGCCGCUCAUGGCGGACGCGAGUUUCUACACUCGCGCCCAGGAUCUCUUAACCGCCGCCCUGAAUAAAUCGCCCAAACCCCCCAUCAUCGUCGACGACAUCAUCGUCACCGAACUGAAUCUCGGCUCCAUGCCGCCCGACCUGGAAAUCCUGGAAAUCGGUGACCUGGCCGAGGAUCGCUUUCGAGGCAUCUUCAAGAUGUCCUACACCGGCGACGCGUUUCUGACCCUGAAAACCCGGGUUCAGGCGAACCCGCUCAACACCUAUCUCUUCACAAGGCCGUCUUUUGCGUCGCCGUUGCCGUUGGCCGCAGCGACUCCUUUGACGAUCCCUCUCCAAAUCACCCUCUCCGACUUCAAACUCUCCGGUUUCGUUAUCCUAGUCUUCUCCAAGCAAAAAGGAAUCACCGUCGUUUUUCGCAACGACCCCCUCGAAUCGCUCAAGGUUUCGUCGACAUUCGACUCCAUCCCCUUUGUGCGUGACUUUCUGCAAAAAGAAAUCGAGGGUCAGCUGCGCAUCCUGUUCAUGGACGAGCUACCCGCCAUCAUACAUCGACUAUCCCUUCGCUUAUGGGUCCCCGAAUACCGCAUGGGGGAGGAAGCGCAAAACCGCGCCGACGACAACGCCGCUACCGAAGGCCCGGGUCAAGAUCCGCUGGCCAGCCCUCCUCAGGAUCCCGUCGAUGCUCAAGGAAAUGCCUUGAAUGACUCGGAUAUUGCCUCCCUUUCGCUCGAUUCGUCCGUCGAGACCCAUUCCUUGUUCUCGCAGAAGAACCUCCUGCGACUGGCUACUCUCACGGACUCGCAACGCACGUUAUCGCUCUUUACCCCCUCGAUCCAAGAAGUGGUGUACCGCGCAUGGACAUCGCCAUCCGACCAGGGUGACGGAAAUGGAAGCGUGGUGUCUCCAUUGAGCCCCGUCCUCUCGCGCACCCAGUCCCACGUUGGCAGCAUGUCUUCCUUCCAAGACAAUGCUAGCAUGGUAUCAGCACAUAGUCGGUCUUCUGCCUCGACCCACGCCUUCAGCAGUUACGGUCUGAGCCUCGGAGCCGGUCGCCAUUCGAAGGCCCACUCUAGGAAGCGCAAGAAGCGCGUCGUGGAUUUGCGCCGGCCCAAGGUUUCGGACGAAUCGGCAAGUGUUAGCGAUGAAAGCGCUUUUACCGAAACCACCAGCGCGCCGUCCGUGUGCUCGGCUCCGCUCCCCGUUGUCAGCGAACAGCCUGACGACCCGGUAACGCCUCCCUUGUCUCCGGACAGCGAUCUUCAACUUCCGACGAUCCCCGAGCGUCAUCGCACCAGCCUUUCCCGCCCUGCGCCUCGUCGCAAUAUUGCAGCAGAGAUGCUGCGCGAGCCUGGAGAGUCUUCUUCAGCGCCCACGAGACAUGGAGAUGUUGACGCAACUCCUCGAGCUACCGUGCGUCCUCACGGUGCUUCUCGACGCAACAGCCAGAAGCAAGAGACUGAAACAUCUCGGCAAUUGCCCUCUACCAUUCUUCCCUUUACUGAAGAAAAGCCUGGGACUGGUGCCGUCGACCAAGCCUUGGUGGAAAGGCUGGCGGGAGAAAUUGCCCGUCGCAUGCGAGACGAAAAGUUGAUGCCCAACAGCUCUUGCAGUCCCUUCUGGGGUCGUGCCAACCAUGAGGACUCUCCUCCGCCGGCCUACGGCCAGUGAAACUCCCACGAUGAAGAACCUACCGGUUCUUAGCCACUCCUUAUCUUUCUUAUCUUUCUUCGUUCUUUACUCCAGCGAGUCUGGGCUCUUUUCUUACUAAUGACCGAUACGACCUCGAUUUUAAUCCUUGCACCCCUGUGAUUCUUGUUUUCGACCUUCGAUCUUUCGACCAAAUUGUGACUUUCAGCGAGACUAGAUACUGUACAUUGUUUUUCUUUUUUCUUCCGGUGUAUCCUAAAAAAUCUGCUGGCGUUGUUUGUGUUUUUGUGCGGAUACCACUUCGCUCGUUUUUUUUGUGUGAUAUAUUUGGGACUUGGGUGGUAUCCAGGAAUAGGCUUUAGUGAACAUAUAACUAAUCGUUCUUUAUCAUUGUGA
This is a messenger RNA of Aspergillus steynii IBT 23096, 2155 nucleotides long. Its product is annotated as mitochondrial distribution and morphology protein 34. The transcript is spliced from 2 exons. Gene Ontology annotation, molecular function: lipid binding. Gene Ontology annotation, cellular component: ERMES complex. NCBI's taxonomy places the organism in Eukaryota, Fungi, Ascomycota, Eurotiomycetes, Eurotiales, Aspergillaceae. Gene Ontology annotation, biological process: mitochondrion organization; phospholipid transport. The record is from RefSeq and is a predicted model, not a curated record. The coding region runs from base 89 to 1780 and encodes 563 amino acids.